AUGGCUGGCCUACAACACCCAUUUCAGUGCCUGCAAUAUGCUAAGCGCAACUCGCAGGGCGUUUUCAAUCUGCUGAUUGCCGCUGCGGGCUGUCAUCUCUACUCCUAUGAUGCCACCAAUGGCCAGCGCCUGGAUGUCUGGCCUCAAGAUGUAGAGUCGACUGUGGAAUCUGCUUCUGAUGCAGUGGCCACUGCGGACGGCGAUGCACCCCCUGAAAAAAGAAGAAAAUUGUCUCCCGCUUCUAGUGAUCAGCAGGAGAAGCAGGUCGCAAGCAAUAAGUCUUCGGCCGGGACUACCAUACCCCUCCUGGUGAUCUCUCCCGACGGGAAAUAUGCAAUUGCCACGACUGGUGAGGGCAAGACAAUCCGCGUCUUUGAACUGAGUGAUAAUGGAAAGUUCAAAGAAUUGAGCUCCCGAACGAUGCCCAAGCGACCAAGUGCUUUGGCCUUGACUCCUGACGGCCAAACUAUCCUUUGUGGUGACAAGUUCGGCGAUGUCUACUCGCUGCCAUUGAUUCCUGGCGAGUAUGUGAGGAAGAUCGUGGAGCAGCCAAACAUCCCGGCUGCCACUCCGCUUACUGUCCACACCAAGGGUAAUUUGCGAACCCUAGAGAUGCAGAGACUUCAGGCCGAAAAGAAAGCUCAGACUGCAAAGCAAGAAACGGCCACGCUCAAUUUUGAACACCACGCAAUUAUUGGUCAUGUUUCUGUGCUGGCUGACCUGAUCUCUGUAUCUGUAUCUGGACGGAACUAUAUCUUAACCGGAGAUCGUGAUGAGCAUAUUCGUGUGUCUCGUGGUAUUCCACAGGCACAUGUGAUUGAGCAAUUCUGCCUGGGCCACACUUCUCUCGUUAGCAAGCUCUGUGUUCCUUCCUGGGCGCCUGAACUUCUUGUUUCCGGCGACACUGACGGUAAUCUAUUACUGUGGGACUGGCGAAAUGCACAGAUCCAUCGGAAUAUUUCUCUUGAGGAAGUUUUGCAAUCGGAGGUUAUGGUGCGCGGGAUUUGGGACAUCUCCCUUGAGCAAGCUGCUUCGAGUCCCGUCAACGUUAUCUUGGUCAGCUUGGAAGGGUCUUCCCAGAUUCUUUGCUACACAAUCGAGAACAAUGCCCUCCGCGCUCAAGAUACCAUCCAGCUUUCUGGAAAUGUGCUUGGUCUGGUUGGAAUCGAUCAGGGUUAUAUUGUUGUCUCUGUUGACACUGUCCGAGAGCCUGGCUCGACCGAGACCUGGAAGUCGAGUUCUGGGGCACUUCUUGAGUCCUUCCAGAUUAACCUCGGUCCAGACGGCCCGAAGUGUGUUUCGGUUGAAGACCCAAUGGUGGCCACUAUCAACGCAGCCGGAACUCGUGAUCUUCCAACUGCUUUGAGCGAGAAGCAGCAAAAGGAGCUUAAUGAUUCUCUGUACAACUUGGGGAACAUGAAGAAGAGAUCCAAUGACGACUGA
Molecule: messenger RNA, 1443 nt
Organism: Penicillium odoratum
Lineage: Eukaryota; Fungi; Ascomycota; Eurotiomycetes; Eurotiales; Aspergillaceae
Gene: trm82
Product: putative tRNA methyltransferase
Exons: 3
Coding region: 1-1443 (480 amino acids)
Biological process (GO): RNA (guanine-N7)-methylation
Cellular component (GO): nucleus; tRNA methyltransferase complex; cytosol
Molecular function (GO): protein binding; tRNA (guanine(46)-N7)-methyltransferase activity
Source: RefSeq, a predicted model, not a curated record